AUGUUUAGGGCAAAAAUUCUAGUUUUGGGACCUUGCGAGGUAAGUUUCUUUGAUUUAAAAACUUUUCUCUUCUACGGAGUUUUGACAUUACACAUUUUUAUUUGCAGUUUGGUAUACGUUCGAACGGAGGAAAUGGCUCUAUAUUAAGUUCAGUUUAACGACAGCUGUAUUGUUGUCGCUCGUGCUAAAUAUUUCAUUUUCAUGUCAUUUUGCAGAGUGGUAAAAGCGUUAUUGCGAAUUUUCUUUCUGAUGCUACGGAAACAUCAGGGGGAGAGUAUCAUCCAACACAAGGGGUCAGGUAAAUGUCGAUCACAAAACAUUUUCCAAGUCGUGGGUUAUCUGAAUUCAUGCAUGUUUUUAUGUCUUCAUGGAAACCGUAACCAUAGAUCCACGUUUCUCAAUUUUCGGCCCCUUUAAUCUUAGAGGUGAUUAAUACGUAAUUUCGUUCGGUAAGUUUAAGCUAUCAUGUAAACAGGUGAUAAUAAUAGAUAGGGUUAUCAUUUGGAGGGUGUUAUUUUGGAAUAAGACCUAUUUCUCCUGUUUAAUUGACCGUGAAAAGUAAGGCAGCAAGUAGAGAGAAUUACUAUUUGGAGCUUGGUACGUAAAAGUUUAAAAACAAUCUGAUUAACACUCAGUUUCUCCUUUGAAUGGACAGAAUACCAGAAUUUGUAUGCAAUGGUACAGAAAUAUCUCCUGUCAAAACAUAGGUCCCUGUUUCUCAAUUUAUAAAAUCCAAAGAAGAAUACAUUUUUCUUUUUAAUGAACAGAAUACUAGAGUUUGAAAGCAAUGGCAUCGAAAUAUCUCCUGGUAAAACUGCUAAUUGUGAGGUAGAGUUGUGGGAUUGCAGCGGAAAUCACAAGUAAGCCCUGAUAUUUUAACGUUCACUAUAGUAGGUUUUUUUUUGCAUGUGUAAUUCAAAAAGCACACAUUAAGUCGCAUGACCCAAAGGUGGGCAAAAUCAGGGUGCUUUUGCCCAAGAGAAUUUCUAAUAGUGUUUGUUAGCAGUGUUCUCUGUUGUCCUGGCAUGGGAACCAAGCAGAUUAGACAUGUUCUUUGUGGCAUCAUCCUAUAGAAACAAGGGAUUGGUAAUGAUAGUUAGACUAGUUUUUGAUUGAGUGUCAAAAAAAGUCAGAGAUUGCUAUGGUUUUGCUUUACCAUGCUCUUUGACUGGUCCAGGAAAUUUGUGCCACUUUCUCAACCGAUGAGAUAAAACUAAGAUCUAAUAUAUAGAUUUGGCCAAGCUUAAAAGCAGAGCUCGCAUUUUUUCCCCCACACAUCUUAAGAGCACGAUGCCUUGCCCUUGCCAGGACUAGAACCUGGGUCGUCCGACUCGGAGCCUAGUGCACUGACCACUGGACUACUGAACAAAGCCGUGGCGUUGGCGUGCCCGUGGUAGAGUUAACCACGCAUGUUAAAAGUAGCACCUUGUAUGGUUGUACAGUCGUACAUCCAAAUUUUUUCAGCUUGAUGGGUUACUACUAUUUUGCAUAAUUAUGGGGCUAUGCUCUGUAAGCUCUGCUAUCAUGUCCUAUUUACUUGAGUUUUCCUGUACUUGACACUGUUUAGAUUCUUUUACUUUGAGUUCUAAGUGGCUCCUUGUGGUAUUCUUUCAUCAUCUAAUUGACUUUUGUGAUCUCUUUGGUUUUGUUAGUAUGACACUCAGUUGAAAAGUGUUCUAUCGGCCAUUUGGCUAUAACCUACCCCAACAUGUGUUUUGGAUGUUCAGUAGCAAGAAAUGUAGCAUUCUAUUCCAUCAUUGCCUGCAAUUUUUUAUCUUUCUGUAGCUCCUAAUUUGAGAGUGAUCGUAUUAUUAUUAAAACCAUGUAUAGUUUCUAAAGUAUGUAAAAUGACAGAGAGAGGUAAAAUUCCUUUUUUUUUUUUCAAAGAGUGUAAUUAGGAAUCCUUUCUUGUUGUUCUCUUAGUAUGAUGUGGAUAUAUUUCAACCCAAUUUGCUGUAUGUUAAAUGUAGCAUUUUGCCUAUUUAAGGUUUUCUACUUGUUGGGCAGCUUUCCAAAAGGACACAAAUGGUGUUCUAAUCAUUUACAAUCCUGAUCAGUCCAGCCAUGACAAGGAACUAGAGACUUGGUAAGGUAGAACUUAGACCAUAGAUAUAUGUAUGCUAUGUUCCCUCUUGUUUGUUUGGAGCUUAACCUGUUAAUCCCUAAGAGUGAUUAGCAUCUAAUUUCUCCUCACAAUAUCACCCCUGAAUUGCACAUGAAGGUCACAAGAAUAAGGAAAAUGAUCACCAGCCAAAAGAGCUAUUUAUUGUUAAACAAAUUCUCCUUGUCAACACCUUAGGAAUUGUAUAUAGAACAGUAUGGAGAAUUUGCAAACUGGUGCAAGGGUGUAAUGGGUUAACCCAGAAGUGAUUAACAUGUAAUUUCUCCCUAUUAUAUCCAUAUAUUAUCAAACAACAGGUAAUGAGAAUACUCAAUCUAAUAGGGUAGAAAUUGUUAGUACAUUAUCCUGAUUUAACAUCAAAUUAUUGCAACUGGUUUAUAUGGAAAUAUGUAGCAACUAGAGGGGACAAUUAAAAAUCAGUUCUUGGGAGUUAAAGGUUUAAAAGACCUUGUAUAGGAAAUAGAAUAAUCUUAUAAUUAGUAUGCAAGAAUCCAGACUGGCUCUUGCUGGUUUGAGCCCAGGUUAGGUUAAUUUUGUUGCAUUCUUGGACAUAAUACUUCAUAGAGCAUCUCUCCACCCAGAGCUGGGUUUCUUCAUGCACUUUUAGCUUUGUUUGAACUAUAAAGCUGAGGAGAAUAAACAAGAAGUAAGAAUUUGCAAAUAAUUAUGGAAACCUCUUGUUUUUAAGGUACACACAAUUUGUGCAAAGUCAAGGACUCAAGGAUUCACAGUGUAUAGUGUUUGCUCAUCGCCGACCAUCUGCUGCUGAUACAACAAGAUCACAAAUACGUAAGAUAGCAUUUUAUUUAUUUAGAUAUUGAUAGUCUCAAAAAGAGGUUGGCUUUUGACUCAGCCUGGCCAAGGUCCUUGAGGCUUUAUGGGUAACAUCACCAAAAUAAAUCUUUGUCACAAAACAUGAUGAAUAUAGUGGGUAAGUUUCUUAAGAAAUUGUGAUGCAAGGGUACAGCAUAAUUUUUUUUCAACUGAGUUGUUAGUGUGAGAUGGCCUCUGUAAGGAAAUUCUGAAGCUGACAUUUCAAAUGUUAGCCCUUCCUCAGAACUCUGACGAAGGGCUACCGGUAAUGCUAAAAUCGUCUGCAGCUUUAGUAACUCUUUAUGGAGACAUUCACAUUAUCAACUCAGUUGAUAAAACCAAAUUGUUAUCAAUUUGUUGUCACAAUUUUCUAUUUACCUCACUCCUGUGUUUAUCAAGGAAAAGAUAGCAACAACUUGUUUGGGAAACUUAUCAAACUCUAAGCCACUUGCUCUGAUAAAAGAUUAAUGCUCAAAACAAGAGCUUUAAAACUCUUAAUAGUGGCCAAAUUGCGUUAUCAAUUGAGUUGAUUUGAUAAAACCAAAUUAUCUUGUUAUUUCCCUUGCCAACACAGCUGCACAGUUUCUAAAGUAACUUGUCCCCUGUAAGCCAGGUAACUUGGUAUGACUAUUAUCCCUUAUAUACCUUGUUGCUUCAUGCCAAAUUGGAAUAAACUCCUGGAGUUGUGAGUAGAAACACACCUGGCAGUGUCACACAGUGAUCAUGAUAAGUAAUGCAAAUAGGACUGAUUGGAGUCCAAUUUGGUGUGUAAUCUUACAGUCAAGUGACUAACAAAAUUGGACGACUGUGAAUUGGGAGUUCGAUUUGUUAAUCACAAGUAUGAUUACAGACUGAAUUGGAUGGCAUGAAGUCCUGUUACCAAAUUAAUUAAAACUAUGGCAAAAUUUUAGAAAUAAAUUAUACAUCAGUUGUAUUAUAUUUUCAUUUAAAAAAACAACAACAACAGAUAACUCAGUGAAAUGCAUGACAACAGCAUGCACUUGAUGCAUACUGUCCAUGUACACAGGUGUGACAUGUCAACUCAGUCCUAUUACACUGCCCAAUUACAAGUAUGAGGCGUACACUGUCCUAUUAGUGCUGAAAUCAGGCUGGUGAUAACCAAUCACAUUUGAGAAUUUUGUUAUAGCUUUGAUUAACUUAAUAAUACUGUUGUGAAUAAGUGCAAGUGAUAUGAAAUACCAGUUGCUUUGAUUGCAUUAAUUUAGCAUAGCUGCAACUAGAAGACCUGGCAUUAUUUACAAGAGUUGAUGCACAACAUCACAGAUUAAAUGGCUUUACUGGUUUAUUUAUACUCAUUUAUGGAACAAUUUUUUCCUUUGCAUAGCAUCUGUACUCUCUAGAGUAACCUGUAUACAGACAAAUCUGGAUGAAGAACCAGAAACAGUCAGAGAAGAAUUUCACAACUUCCUUGCAAAGGUUAUCAGCAACUGGACUGACAAACGAGAUCAGGAAGAACUUAGUAUAAUGAACACAUGAAGCUGUUUAUUGUCUGAGGAACCAAGAGUUUUUCAUCUUGUGUACAGAAUAGAGAUUUUUAUUUCUUUUUUUGGUGACUGGUCAUUAUCUAUUUUCCAUUGAGCAAGGUCAUUUGGCAACUUAAAACAACUUUGGUACUUUCUUUAGUUGAAAACUUCAUGAACUGACAGAUGCUAAGGGUAGUAGAUAGAUUGAGCAGGAACAGUCCCUCAAAACCUUUUUUUUUGUUAUGUUUUUAUUGCAGCCAGUUUUCAUCUAAGGUCUCUAAAAUGUCUUUAUUUAUAAACUCUGUGACUCCUUACGCCUUUAGUUACGCCUAAGGUUACUCUACAAAUAAGUGAAGAAGUUAGAUCUAUGUGAUGAAGAAGUUAAAAGUGUUUCAAACUUCUACUCUAACGAUAUUAAUUGAUUACCACUGUAUGCCCCAAAUUUGCCAUUUCCAAUCUGAUUUAAUGAAAAGAUGCCUUUUCUCUCCAAGAAGUCCAAACUCCACCUUUCAAGUAUUAAUGAAAGGUUUUGGGCUCAUUGAAGAGAGAUCAAGAACAAUUAUUGUUGUUGUUAUACACACCUGCCUCCUUGUCAACCUCUCUACUCAUAAAUUCAUGUGGGUGAGACCUUAGGUGAACUCUGUAUGCUAUCCUCAGCUUUUCAAUUGAGAGUCACAAUAUUUCAGAGUGAUCACAAAAGCCAAUCAAAAGGAUAGGAAAAUAACUUCAAGACCUAGGGAGAACUCAAAGUAAAAUCAGCCAAACUGUCUUUUAAGGGAGGAAAUGUGGGGGUCCAAGUCGUGAUUGGUUUUAGCAGGGUAAUUAAGUAUUAUCAACUGAGUUGAUAGCAUAAAUUGGCUACCAUAAAGAGUUUUAAAGUUGACAUUUCGAGCGACGAAGGGCUAACUUUUGAAAUGUCAACUUUAAAACUCUUUACGGUGGCCGAUUUAUGUCAUCAACUCAGUUGAUAAUACUUAAUUACCCUGUUAUACUCCCCCACCACUGACGCAGCACAACAGUUUCUCUAGAAACUUACCCCCUUUAUUCACGUGAUUGGUUUUAGUUUGCAUCUGAUUGGUUGAGAGAGUGCUGCGAGUUUUCUGGACCAACACUGAGCGAAUAAAAGCAAAACCCAAUGCAAUCCUCGAUUACUUUUGACACUCAAGUGAAAGUUGCUCCAAUAGAGAAAAUUUUAAUCAAGGUUGGAAGGUAACUUAGGAUUGCAUUAGUUUUGCUUUUAUUUGCUCCUUAUUCAUCAAGAAGAAUUCUGAAACUUUGUCAACCAAUCAAGUGCUAGAGUCAAACCAACUGCGACUUGUUCAUAGGUGUUCCCCUUGCCUGAGUGAAUUUUUUUGUGUACUUUUACUUUGAGAUCUGAUUGGUUCCUUGGAAUAUUUCUGCCCUUUGAUUACUUUGGUUUUAGUUUCAGAACUCUCAGUCGAAAUUCACUCGUGUAUCUUAUGUUGAUAACAUUGAGGCUCUUGUAAAAUAGUUUCUAGAAACUGUAAAUAUUUUUUCAAUAUGUCAUGAUUUAAGUUAUUAUUAAAUAACACGUUUGAAAGUUGUUAGCUGUUAUCCUUCAUUUUUAGUGCUCAGUCUUUUCAUUUCGCGUCCAUCUUGUCGGUAUAAGGAUUGUAGUCAC
Messenger RNA from Pocillopora meandrina, 6061 nucleotides. The record is from the annotation of a GenBank genome assembly. NCBI's taxonomy places the organism in Eukaryota, Metazoa, Cnidaria, Anthozoa, Scleractinia, Pocilloporidae.